Rhea pennata is the source of this 2553-nucleotide messenger RNA. RefSeq names its product zinc finger protein 185 with LIM domain (gene ZNF185). The record is from RefSeq and is a predicted model, not a curated record. The transcript has 30 exons. The coding region runs from base 1 to 2553 and encodes 850 amino acids. NCBI's taxonomy places the organism in Eukaryota, Metazoa, Chordata, Aves, Rheiformes, Rheidae.
AUGAUGUCCCUCGGUGUCAGCAAAGGACGUGUGAUUACACCUACAGAUGAGGAUCGCAGGAGGAUCAUAAGGCAGAUGAAGGUUCGUACCACGCUGAAAGGGGAUAAGAGUUGGAUCCAUCACCAGAAUUCAGAUUCUGAAGAGGAGAAGAAGAGCAGCCCAUUGUCUGGACAGGCUGAUGGAGGAUCUUCAGUCUCAGCACCUAUUGCACCCCAGAGCGACAGGUCUUCUGCUUCCAAGCCUCAGUCCGGUUACCUAAUCAGGGGAGUGUUCACAAGAACCAUUGAUAAGACUCCUUCCUUACCAGAUUCUUCAUCUUCCAAAGAAGCAAAGAAAAGCACUGGAGCAAAGGGAUCCAGCCAGUGCCGUUCUUCCUCUGGCUACCGGAUGACAACUGAGGAUUACAAGAAACUAGCUCCAUAUAAUGUCAAGCAAAGGUCAGUGGACCUGGACGAGGAGGAUGUCCCUUUUACUCCAGAUGAACAUAAAAAGAGGACAGAGGCAGCCAACAGCGUCCUGAGACGCACUGCCAGCAGGGAACGUGCUUACGUCCUCUCAGCGGCCAAGAAAAGCAACGGCAGCCCAACACAAGAAUUCCCACCCUUGUUCGCCAAGAGAAUUGAGAUAGAAGAAGAAGAAGGACAGCAGAGGAGGAAUCCAACUGUGUCAGAUUCAUGCAAGUUUACGUCGGAUAGCAAAAGUUUUAAUGCGCUAGGAAAAAACACAGUUGUGUCUUCACAGAAUGAGCCAAGGACAACAGCCAAUGUCUCUCCUUGCAGCACUGAAACAAGCAGUAAGAGCCAAACAGCCACAUCCUUGAGUGAAACUUCACAGAGAAUCUCCACUCAUACUGAAAUCAGAAAUGGUGAAAACAGACAGGCCUCUAAUGAGAAUUUCUCAUCUGAAACUAGGUCACAGUAUGGGGAUGGUGACAAACAUCUCAAGCAAAAGUCUGAGCUAUUCUCAUGGGAUGAAUCGGCCUCCAGAGCAACCGCAGUUUCCACAAAUGGAAGUUACCCAGAAAACACAGACACCACCAAUGCAUUUUAUCCACCAAAGUCCAACUCUGGUUGCGGGGACAAAAUUGCAGAUGCUACAACAAAGCUGCACUGUCAGUAUGAGGUCUCUCCAUACCUGGAUGAUGCAAAGUCUGAAGCUGCAAGGUCUAAUGUCCCCAGUCCUCUCACUGACAGAACCACUGUGCACCCAGAAAACACAGAAUAUUAUUUUAAAAGGUCUGCCCAAGGGUACGAAGAGGAGACCACCCCUAGAGAAAGGGGGCAUGAGACCACACGGGCCAUAGAUGAACGUAAAUCAGAGCUGCACCCAGAAGGGUUUUCUGACUCAAACAACCAUACUGAGAAGCAAGAAGAACCUCCUGAUCAUGACACUCACCCAGAAUCUCCCAGAUCAAAGGAACAUGCUGAGUUUGAACAGAGGAUGGCUAAGUCCAGGACAUACCCCAAGGACAGCACCAGCAGGAGCACAGACGUUAACAAGGGGAGCCUGCCCUGUGUGCAGAGUGAAGAAGCCAGUUCAAGAAGGUCCAGCUCCCUACCUAGAGAAAGCAGCAUCACUGCUCCAGAAAGCCAAUGGGCAAACAAAUCUGACUCUUGCCUGGAAAGGGUCACUCCAGCUUAUGAAGAACAAGCCUCUACCACCAGAGAUAGUCACCAUGAGAGCCUGGGAGCCCCGAUAUGCAAUGAACCUAAUCUGAUGGCAGCAAGGUCUAACUUCAGCUCUAAAGAGAGUACUCUCAGUGCAUACGAGACCCAACAUCCUAUGCCACUGUAUGUGGACCGCCAGCCUUAUAACACCAGUGUGUCAGCACCCAGUCACAGGAUGCCAUCCUAUAUAGCCAGCCAAGUAUUCAGCACUCAAAGACCUGCCACGGAUUACCAAGGGACAGUUUAUGAUGGCAGAAGUAGCCCUAGAAGCAGCAGAUAUGACAGUGCUAGUGCUAAAGAAUCCUGUGAAUUUAAUUGUAUCACUUCCUUUCCUAAUCACUAUCCUCUUUCCAGAGAUACUACAAUGUCCAUUCCCCAGAGAAGCCACAGGGUGCCGUUCUACAUGGACAGCUCAGACUAUAACAGCACCAGGCUUCUCUCAAGUUCAAGUGAGAGGAUCGCCACUCCGACAGCCACCUUGCAGUACGACAGCCCAGCGGCCUCUGGGUAUGGGCCUGACUCCAGUGCCACCGGAAAAGGGGUCCUCUUUGUGAAGGAGUACAUGAACAGCAGUGAGUUAUCAUCCUCCCCACGCUAUGGCAGUGGCAGCCUUGUAAAUUUGACUGACUUGGAGAGAGCAACCUCCAGCCACCACAGCUACCUGUCCAGCUCUCCCCGGCAGAGGUCCAAUGAAGCUGUUUGCAGUUACUGUGGCCGUGAGAUUCGAGACUGCCCUAAGAUCAUCAUAGAGCACCUUAACAUCUGCUGCCAUGAAUACUGUUUCAGGUGUGGAAUUUGCCACAAAGCAAUGGGAGAUCUUCUGGAUAAAAUAUUCAUCCACCGGGACAUCGUCCACUGCGACAAGUGCUAUGAGAAGCUCUUCUAG